GCUCCCCGUCUUCUCUGUCCUCUCUCCCCUCCCCCUCUGCUCGCUCGCUGCGGCUCACCUCUCUCUCCCCUCCCUCCGCCGGCCGCUGCCGCUGCGUGUUCUCCUCCCCCCUCCGAUGGCGUCUGCCCAGUUUGGUGCUGCUUCGCAGAUGGAGAACCGCGGCGCGUUCGGAACGAAGAGGUCGCGGAAUGACGUGUCUGUCAGGGAGGGGGACUGGAGUUGUCAUCAGUGUGGUAAUGUCAACUUCAGUUUUAGAAAUGCUUGCAACCGUGGAUCCUGUGGUGCGCCCCGUCCGUCACCGAGUCCAAGCCCAAGAAUGAUGCCAGCUCCUGCUGGUGGUGGAUAUGAUCGGUCGCCUCUAUUUUACGGUAGUGCUGGUGCCCCGCCGCCUCACAUGCCUAAUGGAUCUGCUAGCUAUGGUUCUCCAUAUCCACAAAUUGGAUUGCGAUAUGGUUAUGGUCCACCAGUAGGACCUCCUGGCUCAUAUGGUCUCAUUUCUUCUUAUGGUCAACCUGGACCAAUGGGAGGUCCAAUGGGUGGGAUGGGUUAUGCACAUGGACCUGAGUUGGGUCGAUAUGGCCCUGAAUUGGGUCGAUACGGCCCUGACUUGGGUCGAUACAACUAUGGAUUUAGAGGAUCUCCUAUGCCGGUUUCUAGCCCAUGGUCUGGUGGAGCAUUACCGGAAAAUAAUGACACCACUGCUUCACGAAAGCGUCGGGGAGGCCCAGAUGGACUGUCUGAGGGUGACUGGGAAUGCCCAACAUGUAAAAAUGUCAAUUUUGCCUUCAGAAACACUUGCAACAUGAAGAAAUGUGGAGCUCCAAGACCGACCUCUGGAGCUAACUCGAGCUCAGCUCGCAAAGACAAGGAUGCUCCAGAAGGGAGCUGGACCUGUCCUGAAUGUAAUAACCUGAAUUACCCCUUCCGCACGGUGUGCAAUCGGAAAGGAUGCUCAAGCGAUAAGCCAACCUCGCCAAACAACUAGUACACUGCAACCUUGAUGACAACCAUUGUCACAACAUUGUUGUAUUCUAGUCAUACAGGUUUAAUGUAAACUGCACAAAUGUGUUCCAUGUAGACAAAGAUCUAUUGUGUUCGAUUGUAUCUUCCCAAUUUCCAUUGACAGUGAACCAGCCUUUAUACUUGCCACAGAGAUUCACAGAUAUAACAUUCAGAUCAAUUACAUAUAAUGGUCCAUGAA
This is a messenger RNA of Lolium perenne, 1201 nucleotides long. Its product is annotated as ranBP2-type zinc finger protein At1g67325. The record is from RefSeq and is a predicted model, not a curated record. NCBI's taxonomy places the organism in Eukaryota, Viridiplantae, Streptophyta, Magnoliopsida, Poales, Poaceae.